AUUUGGAGUGUUAUGUCUGAUAGCGAUCAAUCUAUCGAAGAUUACGAUAACUCAAGUCAAGAAGAUCUUGCAAUUCAGGAAGACAACGUUUCUCAGAACAGUGACUCUAGUGACGAUAUUGAAGCUAAUCUCCAGCAACAAGAGGACAAAGCAGAGGUAGAACAAACUUGGGGUAAAAAUAAAGUAGCUUUCUAUGGUCGUGAUAAGGAAGCAGAUGAUAUAAGUAGUGAAGAUGACCAAGAUGAAGUUCUAGAAGCUACUAGGCUACAAUCUAUAAGAGCCAAGAAGUUGCAAAAAGCAUACGACAUUGGUAUUAAAGACUCAGAAAGUGACUCAGAUAUUCAAAGUGAUCAUGAGCAAGAGCAAGACAAUGAUAGUGAUAGUGAAGAUGGCCUAAUUGGCGAUAAGAUGUUUGCAACUAAAGCCUCAAAUGCAGGUGAUGUACUUAAUACAAAACUCAAUGACAUUAAAGACCUAAUCAAUGAUAUGAAAGAGGUCAUGGCAUUUGGUUAUAAUGCAGGUGAAUAUGGAAUAGAAUACCCAGAUGAUGAAGAGAUUACACAACAGGGACUCAUUUCUUUUACAAAGCAAUUGACCUGUUUUAUAAAGAAAUACGCAUGCAAAGCAGACAAAACAUUAAUUAAGAGAAAUAAGAAGGUCAUUGAUUUCUUAAAAGUAAAGGAGGAAAUCAUUUUGAACUAUAUGAUGUUUUUGAACUAUUAUAUCUUAGGUCAAGCAAAACUUUUAAUAGAGCCUGAUAGUGGCAUAAAUCUUCAAGAGAACCAGGUCCUAAAGAAACUUUCAUAUUAUCGCACGUUAAUCAAUCAGAUCAAGCCAAUAGAUGAGCAAAUAAUGACUCAACUACAGAAGGUUCAGCCAGAGCGAGAAGAAGAACUUGAAGCUGAAGGCGAAGAUUAUGAAAUCGACCUUGAUAAAGGAUUUGAAGAAGAGUCUGCUGGAGAAGGUGAGUUUGACAAUGAAUCUGAUGACGAAAAGAUCUCCACACCUCCAAUACAGAAUAAUCUUGAGGAAGAGUCUGAAGCUGAAGAUCUUGAAAUACAGAAAAAGCCUUGGAAUCAGAAUUUAGUUGCCCCUAAGAAAGAAGUGACUAAUAAUUUUGAUGAGAUUGAAGAAAUGCUCGAAUUUGGAGAGGAGGAUAAUAUGCAAGAGGUAUCAGAUCAAGAAAUAGAUAGAGAAGAGAUAAAAGAAGUCAACAAAAUUGUCAGCAAGGUUGUUAAGAAACAAAAGAAAGUGAACUCUAAAAAUAAGCUUACAUCUAAUGUAGACGACUUGGUUUCAGAAGAGGAUGAACCAGCCAAGAAAAGGAAAAAGAAAGAACUUUUAAAGAAGCAAAAGGCUGCUAAAGCUUCGAAGCAAGAUGAGUUCAUUGAAGAAGCUAAUGAUCAAUUUGGAGGCUUUGAGCCACAGAGCGAGGAAGAUACUAAAAUUAAUGAAAGACAAGAGAAAAUUGAUGAAGAAAAACAAAAAUUAAAAGAAGAAAAAGAGCUCAAACGGAAGAAAAAGAAAGAGAGGAUCGAGGCUCAGUUAGAAAAACAGAAUGAAGCAAUCAAUAACAAUAUGAGUAGGAAUAUUAUGAAAGGAAAAGGAAUUUAUCGAAAGAGACCAAAGAAAUACAGAAAUCCAAGAAUUAAGCAUAAACUCAAAUAUCAACAAGCUUUGACCAAGAGAAGAAGACUGGUACAAGAAGCGAAGCAAGGGCCUCAACCCAAAUACUCAGGAGAAUUGACUGGUAUCAGAUCAAACCUGAUUAGAAGUGAAAAAUAUUAA
Molecule: messenger RNA, 1788 nt
Organism: Moneuplotes crassus
Lineage: Eukaryota; Ciliophora; Spirotrichea; Euplotida; Euplotidae
Source: the annotation of a GenBank genome assembly